GUUGUUGUUGCGGCAGCCUUAACAGCACGACGAUCCUCACAAAAGGUUGAAGCACCGUCAAGCACCAUUGAAGCACUCAAGGAUGCUAGUCAAUAUCAGUAAAGAUUCAUUCAACACAAUGAGAGAAGGCAGAAGAACGACAUCAGAAUUACUGAAUCUUUGUAUACAACGAUCCGUAAACUUUUACGAUUGCAAUCAAAUCGUUCGACAAUAA
Messenger RNA from Anisakis simplex (herring worm), 214 nucleotides. NCBI's taxonomy places the organism in Eukaryota, Metazoa, Nematoda, Chromadorea, Rhabditida, Anisakidae. The record is from the annotation of a GenBank genome assembly.